AUGGUUUCAGGUAUCUUCCAUUUAAUGAACUCAGUUAUUGAAAUACAUUCAAGAACCAAUGCUAUUGGAAUGCCAAUACAAGACAAUGCUAACGAUAUUCAUAUGAUAUCAAUGAAUAUAAAAGAAAUCAUUAAUCUUGGAUCAUUUCAGAAUAAUAGUCGAAUGAGUACUUCAUAUAACUCAAAUGAUUGGGAUCGACAAAGUAUAGACUUAAAUGGACAACGCGGUUGUUACAGGAAUAAAAACAAUGACAAUCGUUUGGUGGAUUCAGGAAACCCAUUUAAUAAAUGUUAUGAUGUUCAUGAAUAUAGAAUCAAAAAAUGCGUUUUACACAGUUAUAUGAGUAGUGAUUUACCUAUUAUCUGUAAUUUUUUCACGUUUUAUUGGACACCCGAUAAAGAUGAUCAAACAUGUUUAACAAUGACAUAUUAUACAAAAUCUGAAUCAUACGACGAUGUGAACAAUCCUUUUGUUAUCACGAUGACUGUAAACGAUGAAAAUAAUAAUAUGUUGAUACCUUCAACAGUAUUGGAGCAAUAUGAUGGUAUAACAACAUUGAAAAUUACUAAUAUUGAUUUUAAGAACAAUCAAGAAUAUAAAUUAUCAUUACAAUUAACCGCGACGGACAGCUCUAGUGCUCAACACUUUUAUCAAUAUUUUAAAUUUGGGAUCAAACGAAUUGCCCAAUGUUCGAACUAUGAUGGAGAAGAUGUUCGAAUUAUUUCUGUGGAUCAUAUUUCUGGAAAAAUACCAAAACCAUUCAAUAUUCUGGGAAACAGUAUAGUUCAACCUUCUAAUUAUCUAGGACCAUGUUUAAAUGGUGGAUAUAUUAUUAACCAAUCGUCAAAAUGCGUUUGUCCUCCUGGAUUUAAGGGAAAAUUUUGUGAGACAGGUUGUGGUGUAAACUCCUUUGGAUCUGAUUGUAAAGGAGUAUGCUCUAUACAGACUGAUAUGUGUCGUGGAAUGUUCAUGUGUACAAGUUAUGGAUGUACAUGCACACCGGGACUAACUGGUCCAUCGUGUAACGAAGACUGUACAAUGGGUACAUAUGGAGCUGAUUGUAGACAAACAUGUUCCGAUCAUUGUCUUAAUAAUAUGUGUGAUAAAUAUACAGGUGGCUGUAAUUAUGGUUGUUCAGUGGGAUAUAUACCACCAUAUUGCAGCGAAAAAUAUCAUUACUUAAUUGAACCACCUACACUGCGUUUUGCCAAUUUCGAUGCGAUUGAAAUAGAAUUGGAUUUUCAAGAAAAUAAUAUAAAAGGAGGAGACAAAAUUAUAAAGCCAAAAUAUUAUCAAUUAUUUUAUAAGUCAUUAAUAGAGAAUACAUUUAGAAAUUCAGAAAUUAAACCAAUAAGCAACACUAAUAAUGUUACACUUGAAGUAAUCAGAGACUUAGAAUCGGACACUAAAUAUACUUUUGGAGUUUUGCUAAUUGCAGAUGAUGGAAAUUUUAAUGAACAAAAUAUGGUAUAUGGUCAAUAUAAAACCCCGUGUAUGCAACCUCAAAUUAAUGAUUAUAACAUAAAAUUAAUGAGUGGAAUACAAAGCAUAAACAUAACAUGGAGCAUAAGUAUAUCAAAUCGACUAGAAUGCAAUAUUACAAAAUAUGUUUUGACGUUAAUGUCAAAUCAAUCACAAAAACAAAAAUCUGAUGAACAAGAAUUAAUACUACCAAGUACUGAUAGUGGUCACGUUUUAGAUAAUCUUCUUCCGGGCUUUAAAUAUAACAUCAAAUUAACUCCUUCGACAAGUAAUGGAACGUUACCAUCCUCGCCUAUAUAUUCAAUCACUACUCUUAUGACAAAAAAUGACGUCCAAAUAAAAAAUAUUUCCACUAAAUAUGAAAAUGGAAAAAUCAAAUUAAACUGGAUAUUGGUGAAUAAAAAUCUGAAUUACGCUACAGUUGAUGUACCAGUUACAGCAAUAAUAAAAUAUAAAGUGAAACGAAUUCUCAGCUGUUCCUUAAGAGAAGUAGAACAAAAUUGGACGUCAAUAACAGUUUUUAAUCGAACCAACUAUGAAAUCUACGAUCCAAUGCCGAAUUCUCAAUAUAGUAUACAAGUUUUGGUUGACAUUAAAAACAAAAAUACUACUCAACAAGAAAAUAUGUUUGAUGUAUUAACACCAGCAUCAAGUCCAAUAACUGAACCAAUCUUAGAUCCUGAUCAUCCAAUGUGCAUAACUAAUAACUCUAUUUUUGUUCAGUGGAAAUUUGAUCCCGAAAAUUGCUCAAAACUAAAUGGAUUUUUGUCUCAAUUCUACAUAGAAUUAAAGGAUAAGGUUGCUGACAUUUUAGAAAUAAGAGAAACGAAAAACAAUUACGUUAGCUUUAACGAGCUAAAAUCCAACACAGCUUAUGAACUGAAAGUAUUUAUAAAAACACACUUCGGUUAUAAUCCAGAUCAUUUUCUACUCACCAAUUUCAAGACUAAAUUUGAAAAUUUAAAACCAGUAGAAGAUUUAGUGGUUUAUAAAAAGAGUCUAAAGAAUCAUAUGGCAGGGAUUCGCUGGAGGUAUUCCCAAGACACAAAUGUAGACGGAUUUAUAGUUUUGUUUGAUGAGAAUCCUUUGAUAAACACAAAAAACGUUUCCAUUAUACCACCCCAGAAUUGUUCAGCGUGGCCAGAAUACUAUUGUCAUACAUUUUAUAAUUUGAGUAAAACGAGCAACAACUAUAUAUUUAAAAUAAUGCCAAAGUCUAUAGAUUAUCCAGAAGGUGGUAAAUUUUCGUCUAUUUAUUUCAAUAACAGCAUCGAUGAACUACCUGAUUCUCCAAUGAAUUUAAAAACGACCGAAAUUGGUAGCGCUACAAUAGUUCUCCAGUGGGAUAUUCCAUGGAUAUUAAACGGUGAAUUAGAAAUGUUCAUUAUUAAAAUCGAAGAAAUUUCAUCAAUGGGCACUUGUUGUGUUGGCAUUACAGAUAUACGAAUUUCGGUUAAUGAAGAACUACCAACGUAUAACCAUACGAUAACCGGCCUGCAUCCCGGAUCCACAUAUUUGAUUGGAGUAUCUGCUAUGUCAUCUCUAGUAUCAACUACAUCCAAAUCAUCAUGGUACGAUUUGCCGUCUAGACUGUCUGUCACACUUCCAACUAUUUAA
Molecule: messenger RNA, 3099 nt
Organism: Macrosiphum euphorbiae (potato aphid)
Lineage: Eukaryota; Metazoa; Arthropoda; Insecta; Hemiptera; Aphididae
Source: the annotation of a GenBank genome assembly